CUUGUGUUUGUCACGACAAACCCCAGCGCAACCCUACCACGUCUCCCGUAGCAUGAUGCGAUGGAUCAGCAAUCAACACAACCGAUCCGCAAGCCAGCUGAAGUCUCAACCUUUGUUUGUGAUCCUUGUGUACCAUCGCUGUCAUCUUCUCUACAAGCUCUGACCACUAUUUCCGGACAUGUCGCAGGACUUGUUUCUGAGACACGAGCCCAUGAGCUCUGCAGGACGUGUCGAGCAAAUGUGUUUGAUGCCAAGACAAUCAGAGCAAUCUACGAUCAAACAUACGGUCAUAAGACCGAAGGAGUGUUCAAUGAGAGCAUGGAUGUACUAGCAUUCUACGGAAAUCGAUCGUAUAUUUCGAACCUACAUCGGAAGUUCACUUACAGAAUUGGUCAGGUUGAUGACGGUGUCAAAAAUGGAUGCAUUCUUUGCUCGCUUCUUGAGGCCCAAGAGGGACAAGAGCCAUCAUUUUCGAGUCCAACAUCACAAGCCGAUCAUGAUGAACAAAGAGCUGUAACAGCUGAUCAAGCAAGCCGGAGCUUCCAUUUCAGUCUUAACCUUCGACCCGCCUGGGAAUGGUCGACCAUCAAAAUCGAGUAUCCAGAUGUACCACACAAGUCUACUCGUGUGCAACUUCGAACUUAUCCAGUUGACUCACGCUUCGCUCAACCUGGAGCUACUAGUACACAUGUACCGAAUCACGGAGUUCAUUCGCAAGAUGUAAAUGCAGCAAAUACCGAGGCCCGACAUUGGACACAGAGUAUCAGCCGAAGCAUAA
Molecule: messenger RNA, 778 nt
Organism: Boeremia exigua
Lineage: Eukaryota; Fungi; Ascomycota; Dothideomycetes; Pleosporales; Didymellaceae
Exons: 2
Source: RefSeq, a predicted model, not a curated record